UUCAUUUUCCUGUCCGGUGUGUCACAGUUUCCAAUAUGGCGGCAUCCAUAGGCAGGUUUUUUUCACGUGUAUCGUGGCAUGGUUCUUGUAUUAUUUUGAAAAACACGCUCCCAUGUAUAUCGUUAAGAUACACGUUUCAUCGCUCUGCAACAACCCAAAGUGGACUUCUUUUUUCGCUAAAUAAACGGGGCAUUUUGAAGGAUGCUUUCCCCGAAAACGCAGCCCAAGAUCAACUUCCUCAACUGCUGCAGUCUGGGUGCCAGACGGUGUACUGCGGAUUCGACCCCACGGCGGACAGCCUUCACGUGGGUAAUUUACUCGCCAUCGUCGGGCUAUUGCAUUUUCGAAGCGCAGGACACAAUGUCAUCGCUCUAAUCGGUGGUGCAACAGCACAGAUAGGGGACCCAAGCGGGAAAACAAGCGAGAGAGAGCAGCUACCGUCUGAUGUAGUGGAGGACAAUACAAGGGCUAUCAGGGACAGUUUGCAGCGAAUCUUCACCAACCAUGAACUGCAUUUCCACAACGACUCUAAAAAGCUUGGCACUGUAACCCUAUUGAACAAUUUAGCUUGGUACAAAGACUGGAAUGUGGUUGCUUUUCUGUCAGAAGUUGGCAGACGUUUCCGAAUGGGGACCCUGCUCAGUAGGCACAGUGUCCAGUCCAGGCUGAAGAGUGCAGAGGGCAUGAGCCUAACUGAGUUCUCUUACCAGCUGUUUCAAGCUUAUGACUUCUACCACCUGAACCAGAAUCAUAGCUGUAAGAUCCAGCUGGGAGGGACAGACCAGCUGGGCAACCUGAUGUCUGGGCACGAGUUUAUACACAAGGUGACUGGACAGGAUGUGUAUGGGCUGACCAUCCCACUGGUGACCAGCUCUGCGGGGGACAAGCUGGGGAAGACCGCAGGCAAUGCAGUGUGGCUGAACAGGGACAAGACAUCUCCGUUUGACCUCUAUCAGUUCUUCCUCAGGCAGCCUGACAGCAGUGUGGAAUGGUAUCUGAAGCUGUUCACCUUCCUACCCUUGGCCGAGGUGGAGAGGGUGAUGGAGCAGCAGAGACAGGAGCCAGGUAAACGGCCCGCACACAAACGCCUCGCUGCCGAAAUCACCAAACUGGUCCACGGCAAGGAGGGUCUGGAGAGUGCCAAAAGGUGCACCAAUGCCCUGUACCACAGUAACCUACAGGCCCUGGAGCAGAUGAGCGAUGCUGAGCUGCAGGAGCUCUUCAGAGAGGCCUCUUUCCAUGAGCUGCUGCUGGAGCCAGGGACCACAGUACUGGAUGCCUGCCGCAGGGCAGAGGCCAUCCCCCAGGGGGGCAAAGGGUAUCGCAUGGUAUCAGAAGGAGCUGUAUGGAUCAACCACAGUAAGACAGACAGCCCAGAGCAGGUACUGAUCCCUGGACAGCACCUCUUGGCCAACGGACUUUCUCUCCUCAAAGUGGGCAAGAAGAACUUCCACAUCAUCAAGUGGCUCAAUCUGUGA
Molecule: messenger RNA, 1478 nt
Organism: Oncorhynchus kisutch (coho salmon)
Lineage: Eukaryota; Metazoa; Chordata; Actinopteri; Salmoniformes; Salmonidae
Gene: yars2
Product: tyrosyl-tRNA synthetase 2, mitochondrial
Exons: 5
Coding region: 36-1478 (480 amino acids)
Biological process (GO): proteolysis; tyrosyl-tRNA aminoacylation
Cellular component (GO): cytosol; mitochondrion
Molecular function (GO): RNA binding; cysteine-type endopeptidase activity; tyrosine-tRNA ligase activity
Source: RefSeq, a predicted model, not a curated record